This is a messenger RNA of Rhea pennata, 6269 nucleotides long. It is a transcript of the gene LPIN1, whose product is annotated as lipin 1. The record is from RefSeq and is a predicted model, not a curated record. The transcript is spliced from 21 exons. Gene Ontology annotation, biological process: positive regulation of transcription by RNA polymerase II; triglyceride biosynthetic process; cellular response to insulin stimulus. Gene Ontology annotation, cellular component: mitochondrial outer membrane; nucleus. The coding region runs from base 51 to 2867 and encodes 938 amino acids. Gene Ontology annotation, molecular function: phosphatidate phosphatase activity; transcription coactivator activity. NCBI's taxonomy places the organism in Eukaryota, Metazoa, Chordata, Aves, Rheiformes, Rheidae.
GGCCAGAGGCGGCUUGGGCUGCGCCUGCGGCCCCAGCAGAGGUCCAAACCAUGAAUUACGUUGGACAGUUAGCAGGGCAAGUGUUUGUAACGGUGAAGGAGCUCUAUAAGGGACUAAACCCUGCCACAUUAUCAGGUUGUAUAGAUAUAAUUGUUGUACGUCAGCCAGAUGGAAAUCUUCAGUGUUCUCCUUUCCAUGUUCGUUUUGGGAAAAUGGGAGUUCUGCGUUCUAGGGAGAAAGUGGUUGACAUAGAAAUUAAUGGAGAAGCUGUAGAUCUGCACAUGAAACUAGGAGACAAUGGAGAAGCCUUUUUUGUACAGGAGAUGGAUAAUGAUCAGGAGGUAAUUCCUUAUCAUCUCUCUACAUCCCCCAUUCUGUCUGAGGGAACUUCUUUAAUGGAAACUCAACUGAAAAAGAACUCGAUAGACAGGAUAAGAAACCUGGACUCCAGUGUAUGCUCAAAAGUGUCAGCCCAAGCCCAUGGAUCCCAGCCUGCUGUGGAGACCUCUCUGGCCUGUAGCUCUCUGAAAAAAAGGAGGAAAAAGAGGAGGAAGUCUGCCCAUAAAAUGGAGAGCUUAAAACGAGAAGACAAUGGAGACACAUCAGAAGAUGAAGAUAUGUUUCCUAUAGAGAUUAGUUCAGAAGAAGAAAAAGAGCCAUUGGACAAUUCAAGGAUUCCUGUUCCAGAAGUGUGUAUUGAUGAAGUAUCUGAGAUAAAGACUCCUACCGUUGCUGCAUUUUCCCAGUCUGCAUCUUACCCUCAUUCAGAUGGAGAAUGGUCACCUCUUCAAAGUAAGCCUAUAGUUUGCACAGGGCAGUCGUCUCUUCUCACUGUUCCAGCAAAUGGAGGCCUGUCUAACUCUUGCCCUCAUCAAUCUUCUCACUUUUCUCCUCCAGACAGCCCAGCAGGUUCACGCCCUCCUACUCCUAAAAGUGAUUCAGAAUUAGUUAGUAAACCUAUGGAUAGGGGAGGACUGAAGAAUAAUCCACAGAUGCACUGGGCUUGGGGAGAGCUACCCCAGGCAACAAAGGCCAGUUCCCUGCUCAAAACAAAGGAACCCAGCAUGGUAGAUGUAAAUCCUUCUGAAAACACUCACUUUCGGGUCAUCCAGAGUGCUCCUAUAGAGGAAUUUAGCACUAUGUCUCCUUUACCUGCCCUUGGACAAGCAGAUGCAGCAACUGCUGGUGAAACUGAGCCCUUGCCAGCUGAGACAAAUAAGCCAGAGAUAGAGUCUCCAAUAGCAGCUGUACCACCAUUGCCUGGCAAUGAAGAAAUAAAACAAGCUGCAGCUUGCUCAGCCCAACCAGUUGGCAAGACAGAUUCCCCUUCCAGAAGGAAAGACAAACGAAGCCGGCAUCUUGGUGCUGAUGGUGUCUAUUUAGAUGACCUCACUGACAUGGAUCCAGAAGUUGCUGCACUUUAUUUCCCCAAAAAUGGGGAUAAUGUCCAAAGUAAGAAUACAAGUGACAACGGGCCACGGUCAGCCAGUCAGUCCCCUCAGUCCUUUGGGAGCUCAGGUGUUGACAGUGGUGUCGAAAGCGUCUCAGAUGGACUUAGAGAUUUGCCUGCCAUUGCCGUUUCCCUCUGUGGAGGUCUUACUGACAACAAAGAAAUAACCAAAGAAGAGUUCUUAGAACAUGCAGUAACAUAUCAGCAGUUCGUGGACAAUCCUGCUAUCAUUGAUGACCCUAACCUUGUGGUUAAAAUUGGAAAUAAAUACUACAACUGGACAACAGCUGGUCCCCUUCUACUGGCGAUGCAGGCGUUCCAGAAACCUUUGCCAAAGGCCACUGUGGAAUCUAUAAUGAGAGAUAAGAUGCCCAAAAAAGGUGGAAGAUGGUGGUUUUCAUGGCGAGGGAGAAACAGCACUAUUAAAGAGGAAACAAAGCCAGAGCAAGGUAUGAGUGGGAGUGGACUAACAGGAAAAGACUCUUCGCAGAUGACAGCAAACAGAAUAAAAGAUGAAUCUUCGUCAAGUGAUGAAGACCCUAGAACUGCCAAACAAAACCUUGGGUCAUUACAAACCAACUCCAGUCAUCUUUCAUUAUUGUCUGGAAUCAGUUACAAAAAAACCCUUCGACUCACUUCUGACCAGCUUAAAAACUUAAAGCUGAAGAAUGGCCCCAAUGAUGUGACCUUUAGUGUUACAACACAGUAUCAAGGCACUUGCCGCUGCGAGGGUACCAUUUACCUGUGGAACUGGGAUGAUAAAGUUAUUAUUUCUGACAUUGAUGGAACAAUCACACGGUCAGAUACUUUAGGCCAUAUUCUGCCUACUCUUGGCAAAGACUGGACACACCAAGGGAUUGCAAAGUUGUACCAUAAAGUGAGCCAAAAUGGAUAUAAGUUUUUGUACUGUUCAGCACGUGCUAUUGGGAUGGCAGACAUGACCAGAGGGUACUUGCACUGGGUCAAUGAACGAGGAACAGUGCUGCCUCAAGGGCCAGUGUUACUGAGUCCAAGCAGCCUAUUCUCAGCUUUUCACAGGGAGGUGAUAGAAAAGAAGCCAGAAAAAUUUAAAGUUCAGUGUUUGACAGACAUCAAAAACUUGUUUUAUCCUAACACUGAACCCUUUUAUGCUGCUUUUGGAAACAGACCUGCCGAUGUUUAUUCAUACAAACAGGUGGGAGUUUCUUUAAACAGAAUAUUUACGGUUAACCCCAAAGGAGAACUUAUACAGGAGCAUGCAAAGACAAACAUUUCUUCUUAUGUCAGACUAUGCGAAGUGGUUGAUCACAUUUUCCCUUUGCUGAAAAGAAGCCAUUCUUCAGACUUCCCUUGUUCUGAUACCUUCAGUCAGUUUACCUACUGGAGAGAACCUCUACCACCUUUUGAAACUCAGGAUGUACAUCCAGUCUCAUCUUAAUUGCAUCUCCAAAUUCUUGGCUUCAUUUCAAAGAAUGAAUUGAAUUGUACUGAAAGUACAUCACUUGGCUUUGCAGUUGACAGUUCAGCUGGAAUCUGUGAUGUUGUGAGCAUUGUAUUCAUUUGCUGUGAGCAAACUUAGAAAUACUUUUUCAUACUAAAAGUCACAUUUCCAGAUGACAAGGGUGAGUGUUACUAGGAAUGGGAUUUUGAUUCCUAGCUGUUCACCUAAUUGCCCAGAUUGUGCCAUACGUUUUCAUUACCUAAGGUCAAAUUCAAGUGUAGUGAUGUUGGAGCUGCAGUUAAGUAUGCCAUAAGGAUUAGUUCUGUGUCUUUUCUGCAUCAGAGAAGUCUUCCUCAUCUCAUUAGAACCCCCUGCUAGCAAGGGAGCUGAAGGCGCUGACCAUUCCUAACAUCAUUUGGCAACAUGGGCGGAAGUUGCAAUCCAUGUAAAGUCAAAAUUCCUUUCUCUGAAAGAUCAUAUGAUUCUUCCUCUUCACCUCUUUUCUUGACCAACAGAUAUUUUUGUAAGGGUUAGAUAGUGGUCACAUCCUCAACUAUUGUAAAUCAAUGUAGCCAUCAAAGCCAAUGGAAUUGUUUUGAUUUAUUCCAACUUGUUAUUUUCACAUGAUAACGUUUUUCUGAGGAAAGAAAUAAUGCAGAAUCUAAAUGGAAAGCAAAUGAAAUUAGAUGGCCAGGUUCUGCUACCAUCACUCUAAUUGAGAAGUACCAUGCUUCAAGAGGAGCUAAGUGUGAAAGUGAAAAAUUCAAGUCGGUAUGUAAAGUGCCCACAGGAGUCAAUGGUUUUACUCCAGUGGUUUUCAGUAAAGUCACACACUGAAUUUCCCAAAUUUGAAGACCAUUGCUGAGCUAAGAGCCUUGAGGGUUUUAUCAGUGGAGCAGUUUUAUCUGAAACAUUAUUUUGGGCUAAAAUGUGAACUUUGAUGCUGGUGAAUGAUGCAUCUCAGGUUUUUUUUACCACGUGGGAUUUUUGAGUCUUUUAUUAUAAAGAAUGGAUGUUUUCAGUGUAAUUUACUAUCUUAUGAGAAAAUGAAAUCUCCUCUAUCACCUUCUGUCCUAUCCCUGCAAGUUUUUCCUGUUUUUUCAGACACAAGCUGUAGAUACUGUUUUUGCUACUUACUUUUUGACUGCCUUAAGAUUUAACCAUGUGUUAGAAGCAAUAUUGCAGAUCAGCUGAAAAUGUUUUCCAAAUGGUCUGCCUUUUUGCAAUGUAGUACUUUAAAUUAAAACGUAGACAUCAAGUAACCAUAUGCCAAAUGAUCCUCAAAUGUGCUUGUAGUUACAGAAAUGACUUUUUUUUCCUUUUAAAAUAUGUAAGUCUAAUGGUUCUUUGAAAGACUGAAAAUAGCAUUGUGGGAUUCCGUGUAUGUUGUAUUUCAGUACAGCUAAAACAGUGGUUCCCAGGCUGUAGUCUCUGCCUGGUCGUAAUCUGUGAGGUAAUGGUAGGUGUUUCACAGCUACUUUGUAGUGUUUUCAGUUAAGAGUUUAAUAAUAAGAAGGCAAUGUGGUCCAGGAGAAACUUUUUAAGAUGUGAUUGUGGUCUGUUACCACCCAAAGUUUUGGAAACAGCUGCUCUGUGUCCGCUUGCUCCAUAUCAAUGAAUUCUUGUUUUGCAAGCCAGAAGAGUGAUAGCAAUGAAAUUAGGAUGGCAAUUCUAAAAUAGAGAUUUUUCUAAUUCUUAGUGAUGCAGACUUUAUCUGGAAUGUCAGGAGGCCAAUAACGUCAGUUCAAUCCUUUGUACAGCCACAGUGGGCAGUAGUGAGCCCAGCCCCAAGUUUUCCUUUUCAAGUGAACUUUACCAGUUUGGGUGAGGUGUAUCCUGCUUUGGAGAAGUUGGAAUUAGCAGACAAGCUCAAAGAGGAAGAAAUGUGUGUUUAACAACCCAAGCUGAAUAUAUUCUCUUGAAAGUUUAAAGAAAAUGCAAAAACCUUACCUACAGACUGAAGACAUUUAAUGUGAAUUCUCUGAAAGACAGUCAGAGGGGAUGUCAGGUUGCCAAACUGAAUAGGCUGCAUCUCUAAAUAUAGCCACACUUCCUUUGUAGGUAUUUUUUAAUACCUGUCAUUAAUGAUUGAAUUAAUGAGUGAACACACUAACCACAUCCUAUCUUAAUCUAUUUAUGGUAAAGGCCUGUUUCAGUCCAUUCAUUUUGCAAAAUAAAACCCAAACCAACCCUUUUCCCCAAGCAUUUGCUAAGAGACUGCCAGUUUUGUUAUCUUUCAUAUAAGUUAAGAUUUAUUUUCCUAAGUUACUGCACACUGCAGCUUCUGUCAGAAGAGGUUUCUGAAAGUUCUUCAGAACUUAAGCCUAUGAUGUAUGUAUUUAUGACAUAAUAAACAGCAAAUCCAGGGUUUGUUGUCACCAUUAGUAUUUCAGACCAAAUAGUAGUGUAAAUGAGUGGCCAUUUUAAUUCUGUCCAAUUUCUACGCGUAGUGUAGCACUGGUAUAGGUUACCUAGAGACACUGUGAAAUAUCCAUUGUGGAGUUUUUUAAGACUUGGCUAAACAAAGCUGUGACUGACUUGAUCUAGAGUUGGUGAUUGUCAGCUUCAAGCAUGAAGUUGGACUAGAUGACCUCCAGGGGUCCCUUCUGACCAACAUUUCUAUGAUUCUGUGAAAUUGAAUGCCUUACUUCAGACAUACUGUAUAUCCCUUUGUAUCUGAAGGUUUAUAGUUAUAUAAACAGAUAUUUGUUGAUACAAUAUUUAUCAAAUUUGUUCACAGGAAAGACAGGUAUGAAAAUCAAAGUUUUGACUUGGCCUGCUAGAAAUAUUGGUUUGUUGUAAGUACACUUUCAAAAAAGAGAAAUUGAUUCGGUGGCUGAGCAUUUUUAUGCAGUAUAUUUAGAUUACUUUGUUAAUUUGUAAAGAACAAAAAUGGAAUGGUUAAAUUCCUACUCUUUCUGUGAAAGAAAAAACUAAACUUUGCUUUCAAUGUAAUGCUGGUUUCUGUUACAGAAAGAAUAUUUGGCUAACGUAGUAUAAAUAUGCAGACACAUUAAGUAACUGUAUGUUCUAUUUAUACAAUACACAAACUAGAAUAUGCAACAGUGAGGAGUGACUAAUGUUUAUUUUAAUGAAUCUGAUGACCAUACCACUCCAGUUGUGUCAUGUGAGGGACAGAAUACCAUACUUGUUGCAUUAGUUACGUUGAAGAUAAGAUGUUAUUGCUAUAAUUUUGGGAAGGGAGGGAAAGAGGAGAUUGAGUAUUUUUAUGUAUAGGUAUGAAUUAUUAUUUCAAACUCUAUUUAUAUGCAGUAUUUACCCUAUAAAUGUAUGUGCUAUUGCAAUGAUGAAAAUCAUUUUAACACCUCAUUUUGAUCUGCUGAAUGCAAACAGGAUAGAAAUAUAUAUUGUAAUAAAGGCAAACAGAUCAAAAAAAAA